UAGCCCGUACAGGUACCCUUUUAACACCCUCUCGUGCAUCCUAUGCUUGUUGCGCAAGAUGGAUCGGGGCUCGUCCAUUUAUCUGUGUUCUUUGGAAGUAAAUAAUUCUGUGUCUAGUAGCAGUAAUGCACCGGAUUAUCACUAGUCAUCAUUGAGAAAAAGAAGUACUAUUUCAUACCACACGCCUCCGAAGCCUACUCUUACGUGUUUCAUCUCUGCGAGCUGCGAGCUAUGGGCGAGCUGGAAGCUGGAAGUUUUUUGUGUGUUUUUUUUUCAAGUGCGGAGACGCGGAGACCACCGCGCAAGUGAAAAAAUGUUCGAAAAGGGUAGGUAGGCUGUCAUUUUCAGCAUCGGCCUGCUCUGUUUUGCAAAACACCAAGCUAAAUGAGCUCCAGCAGAGCAGCAGAUAAUGCCCUUGAGCACGAAAUGGAAGAUGUUCGCAACAAGACGGAGUUGUUCGAGAAGGCUGCUCAAGACCGAUCGCUCUCUUCGGAGCACUUUUUCCACCUCAACAAGGCCAUCGCCCGUGCUGAGAGAGAGCUUACCGUCGUCACUGCCUCGGAACCUGAUAUACGACAGGGAGUAGACAUUGUUGAAAAGCUCCGCGCUCUUGUACAAGGGCAACAACACAUCGUAACCGAGGACACAAUCUUUUCCGAUAAGCAAGCGAUGGGGGAUUUACAAAUGUUGCUGCCUGGUCUGGGGGAAGUGGAGCUCCGAGAGUUCUUGCGAGAGUUCUUGCAUGGGCUCAGCGGUGACAGGGUGAGUGCAGCAGGCCAGUAG
Ectocarpus sp. CCAP 1310/34 is the source of this 783-nucleotide messenger RNA. NCBI's taxonomy places the organism in Eukaryota, Phaeophyceae, Ectocarpales, Ectocarpaceae. The record is from the annotation of a GenBank genome assembly.